Rhagoletis pomonella (apple maggot) is the source of this 5107-nucleotide messenger RNA. RefSeq lists its product as uncharacterized. Gene Ontology annotation, molecular function: ubiquitin protein ligase binding. Gene Ontology annotation, cellular component: nucleus; cytoplasm. The record is from RefSeq and is a predicted model, not a curated record. Gene Ontology annotation, biological process: proteasome-mediated ubiquitin-dependent protein catabolic process; regulation of proteolysis. Bases 740 to 4027 code for a protein of 1095 amino acids. Lineage: Eukaryota; Metazoa; Arthropoda; Insecta; Diptera; Tephritidae. The transcript is spliced from 16 exons.
UUCUUAUAGAUUUACGUUCUUUGUAGACACGAAUCCUGUAAAAUUUAUUGAGCUUAGAUUAAGUAAUAUGCAAUAUAAAAUGGAAGUGGAAGAAGGUGUACAUAUUUAUGACUCGCGAAUCUAUUCAUCAGAUUCGGAAAUCAGCGCUUUCGGUGAAAAAGUCCUACUUGCCUUAGCUCAACAUUUUUUGUUUAUAAUAUAGGAGUAAUUAAAGGUUUUCGUGCAAGCAAUUACCUUCAUUCGAAAGCGAGAAAUGGAAGCUGCUUUAGAAAUAAAAUAAACUUGUGUGUUAAUUUUAUCCAAAAAUUAUAAAAUCUAGCAUUUUAAGACUAAAGGAGAAGUGUAAGAGGUGGGUGUAAAGUGGGAGUCUCAUUGCUACCUACCAAUGAAAAAAAAAUUUAUAUUAGGUUAAGUUACUUAAAGUCUAGACUAACUCAACCUCAUAUAUGUGGCAUAUUUUUCUUCAAAUGCAAAAGUUAACUUGCCAAUAGUCAAGUUCCUCCUGUAGAGAAAACACUGUAGUGGCCGUUUGCUUACAUUCUGACAGCCAACCAUUCACAAUAGACGAAACAGCUGUCAACGAAGAAGAAGCAUAUGACAAAUUCGCCAGGCCGAUGGGUACACAAAAAUUUUCGCUGAUUGCACAAAUGUAUAAAAUUCGUUAGGAGGACUCAAUUAAAAAGCGUAGGAAUAAUUUUAAUUAUUAAAAGGUGAGAUUUAUCAACGAUCAACCAGCGCCAUGGCGGAGCAUACGUUCCUUGGCACUUGGGAGAUCGUGUCCUGCACCUUUGAACAUAAAGCGGAAAUUUCUGGAUUGGAAGGCAUUAAAUUUCGCCUGGAUGAUACGAAUGAUAUAACAUGGUAUAAUGAUUUGGUUAAUCCACUUCCAAAAUCAAAAGACUGCGGUACUUGCUGCGAUUCGGCAAGUGUCUUAUUUAGUUGUGAAACAUUCGAUGUGAACGAAACAAAUCCACGUUUAGUAUUCGGCGCCUUUGCUGGUCAUAGCAUAGAAUUUAGAACAAACACUUUAACACCGACUGAUACGCUUAUCUUGGACUGCGAAAGCUGGUAUACAUUAGAGUGCAAGCGGCUGAAGGAGUGCCACGCUGCCGGGCAAGAAAAAGAGUUCUCCUUCGCAGAGGCGCUGCAAGAGUCGUACUUCUCGGAUGUAAUCAUUAAAAGCUCUGAUGGCUUUGAUUUCCAUGCACACUCUUCCGUUUUACGCCUAAAUGGCUUCGACUGCAGCAUGUGUGUGCUGACGAACGAGUCGAUGUUGCCGCAGCCACCUACUGCUUGUAAAAACCACGACAUAUUGCAACCACAGCAGUACCAACAACCUCAUAAAGGCCAGGAUAGUGAGGGAGCUGGCACUUUACUUGGUGCGUCCAAUGCCAUCAAGAUUUCUGUGACGCUGCCCAUAUCAUGUUCUGAUAACAAUGACGAUAGCCAGAAAUCAUUGCCGCGUCUCAAUCUGUCGCCCAUAUAUCUGCAACCGCCCUGCGAAUAUUCAAAUGUUGGCAGCAACAGUGGCUUAAUAGCUCAUCGCAGUGGACAUUUGUCAAACUCUUUUAAUUGCCUCUCGAGUAGCGCCAACAACUAUGAUAAAAACGCGUCCAAUGCAGAAGGCGGAGGAAUGCGUCGUUUUCCACCCACUUCCAAUUCCGACUCUCAUCUCGAAACGCAAUCUCAUUGCAAAAAUAUAUUUAAUUUCUGUCAAGAUUUUUUGCUGCAACCCACAGAGCCAACUACUGUGUGUAAUACCAGACGCCCGCCUCUGUCACCAUAUCGCGCACGCAGCCCUUCGCCCUUUCCCAGCUCAAUGGAUACGCCGCCUUCUUCGCCUCUAACACCGGUGGGCGUUCUAUACAACUUGCCGACAUUUUUGUUGACGCCAGUGCUUCAUUGGUUAUACACUGAAUCCCUGAUGCCUGAUAUGGACGAAAAUGUUUGCGAGAAGCUGAUAAAUUUCGCGGAAACGCAACCUUCUCUCACAAAAAUGGUUGACCCAACUAGAAAGUAUUUGAAACUGAUACAGCUUAAGAAGUUUGUGAUUAAUACUCUAAUGGAUACUCAUUCUGUGCUCAACCACAUCAUACAAGCAAUCAAUCCUGUUACUAUAUCCCAUGAACCCGCCUCACUCUACGCAACAUUCAAAGACUGCCUCAAGGAAUCUGCAAUCGGGUGUGCGAAAGUAUUGCAAUUUUGUAACAUCUUUAUUCGAGAUGGCACAGAUAUAACGCGCUACCAAAAAAAUGAGAUCAUCAAAUAUGUGCGCACACGAAUUCCGAUUUUUAUGUCACAAAUACAUCAACUCUUGCGUAAUAUUUUGAACGUUUUUAUUGGUUUAACUACAGAGGAGAAAGCAGAGUUGGUAAAUUAUUUAGUACCUGAAAUCGAAUCCGCAUUGGUGAUACUAACUGAUGUCGUCGAGGAAAUUAAAAAUUCCUUAGAAAAAAUGUGUAAAGAUAUAAAUUGUUCACAUUUGGAUUUGUCGGUGAGACAGCUGUCUGACAAUUCAAUUGCAACACAAACUCAAAACAUCGCUUUUAUCAGCGCCAAUGUAGUGUUGGAAGAUAACGCAGCUCCGCUGUUUAGUCCACCUCCUAUAUCGCCCAGGCUUAGGCGUGGUCCCCCAGUGGGACUAACUCUUUACGAUAAUCCAACAGAUAAUAAGCGCCUCAUGACUGCAGAAAAUGAUCUUAAAUUCGUAUUGUAUAUGUAUGAGGUCCGAAAGAUGCGUGAUAUAUAUGGUCGAAUCGCAACGGCUUUGGAGAUUAUUAGGGACAAAAAAAAUUCAUUCUGCGAAAUGGAUUACUUAAGUAAAAGGAGCACUAUAAAUCAAAAUCUGGAACAGUUAAUUAUAGAUAUACCGGCAUACAUUUUGAUAAUGGAAAACCUCUCAGACCGAGUUGACGAGAAAUUGGGCUGGAAGGAGUUUAAAUUUUGCUUCAAAUUGGCCACAAGUCAAAUUAAUGGCGUGAUUGUUAAGCUUUUUGAUCAUAAGUCUGCGCUGCGCGACUCUAUCAGCAACGUGUGUAAGCUGGUACAGAAAAACGAAUUUACUCAAUCACUUAUAGAGCUUGGGCUUUUAGAGCCUUCCAAUAUUUUUGAACACGAACUAAAGCUAGCGGAAAAUGACAACAUCAUGGAAAAUGUGACUGAUGAAUUGACAUUGGAGAAUUGUCGCUCGUAUGACUAUAAAAAUGUAAAGCUAAACUUGACAAAACACUUAUGUGAGCCACCCAUUGCCGCCAAUAGUAAUUUAUCAAAGAAUGCCUUACGUCUAUUGCACUCAGCUCAGCUUGCGGAUAUGGAAUUUGAGGUUCAUACUUAUUCGUCAAGCAACGCACAGCUGCCUGGCAUAACAAUAUUGCACAAGGAUGACAUUGAGGUGACACAAGUGCAUACACAGUUGCAAACACCGCAUUCGGUGCAACUUCAACGACCACCAACGCAAGUACACACAUUCCGUGCACAUCGAGUGAUUGUAUCGUCGCGUUGUGAAUGGUUCAAAAAAGCCCUUCUUUCCGGUAUGCAAGAAAGCAUAAAGAGAAAAAUCAUCAUAACCGAUACUACGCCAGUGAUAUUUCGGCGCUUAUUGCUGUAUAUUUAUGGCGCACCUAUAGAUAAAACUGUGGGAGCUGAACAAAUUUGUGAAUUAAUGCUACUAUCUGAUCGCUACUCAGUUUUUGACUUGAAGGAAUUAUGCGAAAAUACUCUAAACUCGCUGAUAGAUGAAGAAUCGGUGCUUUGUCUGCUGGGUAUCGCCGAUCGCUACAUGGCCACUGCGUUGAAGUCGAAUUGCUUAUCGUUCCUAUCACAGCACGCGAAUCUGACAAAAAACGAAAUGUUCAAAGAGUUACCACAAGCUCUUCAGUUAGAAGUGAUGGAUUUGGUGCAUUGGUAUGGACGCGUUUCUGAACCUUGGGCCGAUGGUUUUAAGUCACGAAGCGGUUCACGUCACAGUCUGAAGAGUCCUUCAAAGCCACGUUCUAGGUCCCGCAAAUCGUCGCCCUCUUACAUGUGACGAUGACUGCGGCGUACAUAUAUGUAAAUAGCGUUUGCUGCUGAAGUGACAUUAGAAACAAGCAACUGGGAUUGAGUUUCAGGAUUAGAAAAAAUCAAUGGAGUAAAUGAGUAUCGCUUACCUAUGGUGGUAUUUUAAACUAACAUCCGAGAGUCGUAAAAACAAAAAAAAAAAAUAAUUUACAAAAAUUUCUAGUUUUAAUUGAUACUCGAUGUUGGUACCUAUAUACAUAUCUGUUUUAAGAGCGACCACAUACCUUUUUUCUAACGCUUACAAGUGAAAAUCCGUUUUUCAGCUAUGCAUGUAUGUAUGUUAAGCACAAUAGCUUUUCAUCAUAUAAUUUUUUCCAUAAAAUGUUUUACACGCUUAUUUUUUAUCUAAGUGACCAAACCAGUAUUCAGGUGUAUUUGAAUAUUUAUUGUGAUUUAUGUUAAUACGCUUUGCAAUAUUAAUUUAUUAACAAUUAGGGUGGUUUAAAUUUUCAACUAUUGUAGUAAAUCUAUAGUACUCAUACAUAUCCUUGUUAUUAUUGUACAUUUGCUAUACUAUAUGUAUACACACAUACAAAUUAUAUUAUCUGAGAGAACUUUAACUGUGUUGAAAUAAAGUAUUAUAAGCGAUUAAUUUAGAAAAAUUUACCAUUUUGAAAAUGUUUAGAUAACGUGUUGUGCUAAAUGUAAAUGGGGUUUAAAAUGUAAUUGGUGGGGAACAAACAUAUUUUUAUUAUGCAAAUUUUCAAGCUAUUUAACCUUAAAGAAACUCGUAUUUACAUGUAUUUUCUAGUUGAAAUUUAAAGCUAAACUAUAAGCAAUGCAAACACAAAACAAUUCAAAGAAAUUACAAAAGCAAUGGCCUGGCAGAGUAAAAAGUGAAAACGACUCAAAAUUGAAGACAAUGCCAAGGCAUCCUCAUAGAAAUCUAUCUGCAAUAAACUGGAUUGAAAAUGAUUGAUUGUAAUUUUAAAAAGAUAUUAUAACUGAAUAGGUGAUGUACUCAUUAUUAUAUUGUUUAAUAUUAACUAAAUAUGUUUAUUGUUGUAUUUUAAUUCUUUAAAAAAGAUAAAUGAAUUGUCAAAAUAAA